CAUUACAUCAUGUUAAUCACGUCCUACGCGAUAAAUAGUUUUAUCUGAUUCGGCUGCCUAUAAUAUUGAACGGUUGAACGUCGUACAUUCACACACGAUCGCACAGUUUUAUCGCAGUUAUUCCCUAGACAAUAUCGUGGAUCGAAAUGGUGGUAGCCAAAAAGUACGUCUUGGUGAAACACAGCGAAGGGUUCCCUAAACCUACCGACUUCAAGUUGGUGGAAGAACAAUUGCCUCCACUGAAAGAAAAUGAAUAUCUGACCGAAGCGGUUUUUUUGAGCGUGGACCCCUACAUGAGGGCAUACAUGCCUAGAGUGAAGCCAAACACCACUAUGAUUGGUUCCCAGAUAGCCAAAAUAGUGGAAAGCAAAAGCCCGAAAUUUCCCGUUGGUAGGUAUGUGGUUGGUCAGUUUGGCUGGCGAUCGCAUACGGUGGCGUCUGAAAGUGGACCACAAGAAUUAGGACUGCAAACAUUCCUCUUACCUGAUUUCCAAGAGCUGCCUGUUUCCUUGGGUUUAGGGGUGUUGGGAAUGCCAGGGAAUACUGCGUAUUUUGGACUUUUGGAACUCUGUCAACCGAAAGCAGGGGAAACUGUGGUGAUCUCAGGAGCCGCGGGAGCUGUGGGAAGCCUUGUAGGACAAAUCGCCAAAAUCAAAGGCUGCACAGCGAUUGGUAUAGCGGGAUCCGACGAGAAGGGAAAAUGGCUCAUCAACGAGCUGGGAUUCGAUCACUUUAUAAAUUACAAAACCCAAAACGUUGAAGAGGAAUUGAAGAAAGCCGCUCCCAAAGGAGUAGACUGUUACUUCGAUAAUGUGGGAGGAGAAAUUAGCACGACAGUAAUCAAUCAAAUGAACCAAUUUGGUCGAGUGGCGGUUUGCGGAUCAAUAUCCGCUUACAAUGCAACAGGCCCAAUAAAAGUGUCCACCCCCAAUGCCAGCAUUGUCCUUCAGCAACUGAAAUUGGAAGGAUUUAUCGUUUCCAGAUGGAACAACCGAUGGAUGGAAGGAAUUCAUCAAAAUCUGCAAUGGAUCAAACAGGGAAAGCUAAAGUACCGGGAGACGGUGACCGAAGGCUUCGAGAAUAUGUUUAAGGCUUUUACUGAAAUGUUACAAGGUGGUAAUGUGGGCAAAGCCAUUGUAAAAGUGUGAGCUAAUAAAGUAUUAAAUUUG
Messenger RNA from Dendroctonus ponderosae (mountain pine beetle), 1169 nucleotides. RefSeq names its product prostaglandin reductase 1-like. Gene Ontology annotation, cellular component: cytoplasm. The transcript has 7 exons. Gene Ontology annotation, biological process: prostaglandin metabolic process. Lineage: Eukaryota; Metazoa; Arthropoda; Insecta; Coleoptera; Curculionidae. The record is from RefSeq and is a predicted model, not a curated record. Gene Ontology annotation, molecular function: 15-oxoprostaglandin 13-reductase [NAD(P)+] activity; 2-alkenal reductase [NAD(P)H] activity. The coding region runs from base 147 to 1148 and encodes 333 amino acids.